GCGGCGGGGGCGCAAGGAGAGCGCUCCGGCCGCAGUAGCUCCGCUGGUCCCCAUUAGCUGACAUGUUCCCCAAUGGCACUGCCUCCUCUCCUUCCUCUCCUAGCCCCAGCCCGGGCAGCUGCGGCGAAGGCGGCGGCAGCAGGGGCCCCGGGGCCGGCGCCGCGAGUGGCAUGGAGGAGCCGGGGCGAAAUGCGUCCCAGAACGGGACCUUGAGCGAGGGCCAGGGCAGCGCCAUCCUCAUCUCUUUUAUCUACUCCGUGGUGUGCCUGGUGGGACUGUGUGGUAACUCCAUGGUCAUCUACGUGAUCCUGCGCUACGCCAAAAUGAAGACGGCCACCAACAUCUACAUCCUGAACCUGGCCAUUGCCGAUGAGCUGCUCAUGCUCAGUGUGCCAUUCCUGGUCACCUCCACGUUGCUUCGCCACUGGCCCUUCGGCGCGCUGCUCUGCCGCCUCGUGCUCAGCGUGGACGCAGUCAACAUGUUCACCAGCAUCUACUGUCUGACUGUCCUUAGCGUGGACCGGUACGUGGCUGUGGUGCACCCCAUCAAGGCAGCACGCUACCGCCGGCCCACCGUGGCCAAGGUGGUGAAUCUGGGCGUGUGGGUGCUGUCGCUGCUUGUCAUUCUACCCAUCGUGGUCUUCUCGCGCACGGCGGCCAACAGCGAUGGCACGGUGGCCUGCAACAUGCUCAUGCCCGAGCCCGCUCAGCGCUGGCUAGUGGGCUUCGUGUUGUACACGUUUCUCAUGGGCUUCUUGCUGCCCGUCGGGGCCAUCUGUCUGUGCUACGUGCUCAUCAUCGCCAAAAUGCGCAUGGUGGCCCUCAAGGCCGGCUGGCAGCAGCGCAAGCGCUCGGAGCGCAAGAUCACCCUGAUGGUGAUGAUGGUGGUGAUGGUGUUUGUCAUCUGCUGGAUGCCUUUCUAUGUAGUGCAGCUGGUCAACGUGUUCGCGGAGCAGGACGACGCCACGGUUAGCCAGCUGUCGGUCAUCCUCGGCUACGCCAACAGCUGCGCCAAUCCCAUCCUCUACGGCUUCCUUUCGGACAACUUCAAGCGCUCUUUCCAGCGCAUCCUGUGCCUCAGCUGGAUGGACAACGCCGCCGAGGAGCCUGUCGACUACUACGCCACGGCCCUCAAGAGCCGCGCGUACAGCGUGGAGGACUUCCAGCCGGAGAACCUGGAGUCUGGAGGCGGUGUCUUCCGUAAUGGCACCUGUGCAGAUCAUGAACUCAUACGCGUCGCCACCUCUGCCUGACCCGCAGCCCGGCCAGCCGUUAUUUUUGUUUAAGGGGAGCCACAGUCACAGCCUCGGGUUUCCCACGGGUUGAGUCCCCAGCUCGCCCUCAGCCCCGCCCCGCCGCGCCCCUCCGCUAGCCGGAUUCCGCCUGGUGCCCCUAGCGGAGUCUGGAGAAUCACCGCUCUCCGUUUGCGCAGCCCAGUUUGAAGGCAAGUAGGACUCGAGAAUGAACUAGCCAGUAGGUCUUUUGCUUCCACUCUCGGGUGAGGUGGUGCCCUUUCCCGAACCCCUUCGGCACUCCCGCUCCACCCAGGGCGGAGCCAGGUGCUUAGUAAAAUCGGUCCCGAGCUUCGAACGCCGGGCAUUCUGCAGUCCCCAUCCAAACCCCACCUGGGGCAAAAAGGAACUGAGGACCAGAGACCCAGGAGUUCUGAGAAGAUUCCAGGGUUUGGCGGGGGAGGGACUGUAAUGGAAAUCGCCCUCUUUUCCGGCUCACGACCGGCGCUUUUGAUUUCAAAGACCAAGUGCGGGGCAGUCCCGGGACGCUGCUGGCCUGCGUUAGGCCGGGCAAGGCAGGGCGCACUUUCCGCGAGGCCGCCCGGGAGUCGAGGCUGCUGGAGCUACGCUAAGAUUUCUCCCUCACCUAAGCUUCUGGAGGUGCAGAUGUAGCAUUCUGCAACCACAAACUCUGUUUCCUGCCCGGGUUUAUUUCGAACACCAGGCACCGGGGCCAGGACCUCGGUGGAGCCUUCUGAGCCUCGGCCGCUCCCGACCGCGUUGCUGCCGCCCGCAGGCUAAAGCCUGCCUGGCCCCUGAAGGUUGUUGCCUUUCAAGCGGUGCCUAAUAAGUUAUUUUCUCGAUUAACAUAUUUAUUUAUUUAUUUAUUUGUGGUGUUUGAAAACGUGACUCUGCUUUGCUUUUCUCUAUUUACCUAGCCCAGGGCCUUUUCUUCAGGACACUGAGGGUGGGGCUGGAGGUGACGGUGGGGGUAAGCUCUCUCCUCAAGGCCCCCUCAGAACCUGUCCUCUUUGUUGGGCCCUCUCUUCUUACCUUCUAUUUUUGCUUGUGUUCAGUGAAGUUUGGAGGUUCUUUUAUCUUAUUCUUACAUAGUGUCUUGUUUUGUUUUAUAAUAAUCAUCAUGGUAAUAAAUAAAUGGUAAGUGGGUUAGCCUCCUCCCAUGCAGAGUGGAAUGUCCCGAGUUCCUUUCAACAUCACCCUAUACAUGACUUUAUUUCUGUUUUCUACAUAUUGCGUAUAUUUAUCUUGCUCCAUUGUCAUGAGUCCUUGAAACAAUUGCCAAAUACAGCCACCAGCAGUGAGAGAUGUGAGGCUGCCAGGAGCACUUUCAGACAUAGGUGUUCAAGCGGCACUCAGGUCUGGAGCUCAGAAAUCUGAUUCAGACAGAUUUUAAUCAGUGUUGAGAAUGUCCCUGGUUAAUGCCUCUGCUUCUUCUAAGUUCCAGCACAGGUGACUCUAACAUACAUUCUGGCUAACAUUGUCCCUUCUUUCAAACACAUUGAAAGUAGAGUAGUUCGUCUCUGUGUUUAAUCUUACCAACUACAUUGGAAGCCUGAGCAGGGCAAGGACCACUAAUUUUACUUCUUUGUAUUUCCUGUGUUGCUUUUGGUAUGCUGGCAUGUACAUAGUAGGCACUAAAUACAUGUUUGUUGAUUGAUUGUUUAAGUAAGCCAGAGUGUUUUACAACCAUUGGGCGAUACUAAAUCUGGGGCUGUCAUGGACAUGAUACACAAUGGUUGAAAUCACUAUGGAAAAAAAAAAGUUGUUUUGUGUAAUAUUUGCUUCAAGAACAUUGUGCUUUCCUGAAAGCAGUAACGAGGAGUUAAAAGGUCUCUAAUGUUUUGUUUAAACUAAUGAACAAAUGUAUGCUUUCGGUUAUACAUCAUAAAGUUUAGACCUGUCCCUUAAUAAUAUAUAUUACUACUCUUUUGGAAAAUGGAUUUUUAAUGGUUAAGAACAAUGAAAUUUACAAACCUAAAUCUUGAUCAUUAUCCUCUUUAGAGGAUACAAAUCUAGUGCUCUUAACAUGUUACCAUUGUAAUAUUAAUGAAAUAAACAAAUGUAUUAUGUUGUUGCAA
This is a messenger RNA of Hyaena hyaena (striped hyena), 3331 nucleotides long. RefSeq names its product somatostatin receptor 1 (gene SSTR1). Gene Ontology annotation, biological process: cellular response to estradiol stimulus; neuropeptide signaling pathway. The coding region runs from base 63 to 1253 and encodes 396 amino acids. Gene Ontology annotation, molecular function: neuropeptide binding; somatostatin receptor activity. Gene Ontology annotation, cellular component: membrane; neuron projection. Lineage: Eukaryota; Metazoa; Chordata; Mammalia; Carnivora; Hyaenidae. The transcript has 2 exons. The record is from RefSeq and is a predicted model, not a curated record.